Molecule: messenger RNA, 2445 nt
Organism: Capronia coronata CBS 617.96
Lineage: Eukaryota; Fungi; Ascomycota; Eurotiomycetes; Chaetothyriales; Herpotrichiellaceae
Exons: 2
Coding region: 1-2445 (814 amino acids)
Biological process (GO): N-glycan processing; carbohydrate metabolic process
Molecular function (GO): alpha-glucosidase activity
Source: RefSeq, a predicted model, not a curated record
AUGAAGGGCUAUCACUUCGAAAGCAAGCCCCUGGCUCAUCCCGAGGCCGUGGUCAAGGGUCCCCACUAUCGCUUCACCCUCCUCACCGAUCGGCUUCUUCGCUACGAAUGGUCCUACGACGGCAAGUUCGAAGACCGGGCCUCGACCUUCGCCAUCAACCGCGAAUUCCCCGUGCCCCAGUUCCAGGCCAUCGACCGGGAAGAUGAACUGGAGAUCAUCACCGACCAUCUACACCUGAGCUACGACAAGAAACGCUUCAGCCCCAGUGGAUUGAUGUGCAGCUUCUCGGCCAAAGUCACGCUCUGGGGAGCCCAAUGGAGGUACGGGGACGAGACAGACAAAGAGCAGAACCUCGGGGGCACCGCCAGAACGCUGGAUGGGUGUGAUGGGCGUUGUGACAUGGGCACUGGAGUGCUAUCGCGCUUCGGAUACGCCGACAUGGACGAUAGCAAAUCCAUGCUGUUCGAUGGCAAUGGGUUCGUGGCCGGGCGACUGCCGGGAGACCGCAUUGACGGAUAUCUGUUCUGCCACGGCCAUGACUUCAAAGGUGCCAUCAAAGACUUCUAUGCGUUGAGCGGCAAGCAGCCCAUCCUGCCCAGAUGGGCCCUGGGAAACUGGUGGAGUCGCUAUUACAGGUAUCACCAAGACGAGUACGUGGCGUUGGUCGACGAGUUUCGGGAAAAGGACGUCCCGCUGUCGGUGGCGGUGGUCGACAUGGACUGGCAUCUCGUAAACGACGACCGGGUGCCUCACGCCGGCUGGACCGGCUACACGUGGGACGAGAAGCUGUUCCCGGAUCCCACCGCCUUUGGACGCGAAAUACACAAGCGAAACCUGAAAAUCACGCUGAACGACCAUCCGCACGCGGGCAUCCAUCAUCAUGAAGAUGCGUACGAUGAGAUGGCCAAGUUCCUGAACCACGACACCUCGAAGAAGAAUCCGAUCCUGUUCGACCCGACCAGCCCCAAAUUCAUGGAAGCGUACCUGACCAUUCUACACCGGAACAUCGAAAAGGUGGCCUGUAGCUUUUGGUGGAUAGAUUGGCAACAAGGCUCGCACAGCAAAGUGCCCGGAGUCGACCCUCUCUGGCUCUUGAACCAUUUCCAUUUCCUCGACAACGCCCUCGACGGCAAACGGCCGCUCAUCUUCUCGCGAUACGCCGGCCCGGGAAGCCAUCGGUACCCGGUCGGCUUCUCCGGCGACACGGUGACGACGUGGGCGUCGCUGGAGUUCCAACCCGAGUUCACCGCCACGGCGUCGAACAUCGGAUACGGCUGGUGGAGCCACGACAUCGGCGGACACUAUGGCGGCACGCGCGACGACGAGCUGGUGACUCGCUGGGUGCAGUUCGGCGUCUUCAGCCCGAUCAUGCGCCUCCACUCGUCCAAUUCGCGCUGGUCGUCCAAAGAGCCGUGGCUGUACCGCGCGGAGAGCGAGGCGGUCAUGGAGAAGUUCAUGCGUCUCCGCCACCGCAUGAUUCCCUACCUGUACACCUGCAACGUGCGCGCCUCGGCCGAAGACGAACCCCUCGUCCAGCCCAUGUACUGGUCAUUCCCGGAGCGCGACGAGGCCUAUUCCGUGCCCAACCAGUACCAUUUCGGGUCGGAGCUGAUCGUCGCGCCGGUCGUCAAGCCGCGCGACAGGCGCACCAACCUGGCCGCCGUCAAGGCCUGGCUGCCGCCGACCGGGCGCCACGUCGACAUCUUCACCGGUACAGUCUACGACGGCGAUCGCGAACUCAACAUGUACCGAUCUCUAGAUGAGAUCCCGGUCCUCGCCCACGAGGGGAGUAUCGUCCCGCUCGACGCCAACUUGGCGCCCCAGAACGGCGGACCCAACCCAGACCAUUUCGAAGUCCUGGUCGUCAUUGGCGCCGACGGCCAGAUCAGCGUGCUCGAAGACCCGGCCGACGAUUCCGACGAGACUCGCAGGGAAGCACCCGCCACCGGGGAGCGCGGUAGUCUGAUCCAGUACAGCCAGGCCCCGGGCCAACUAACCGCCCACGUCACCGGGCGCAUGUGGACUUUUCGGUUCCUGGCCGUCACGCAGAUCCCGACGGCGUUAAAAAUCACUGUUGACGGCCAAGAUCGCAGUAACGAUACUGAGGUUGUUGUCGACGUGUAUCCGGAUACGCCGUCCAUGGUGGUGCAUGUCCCGGAUGUUGAUGGAAACGAGGACAGCAACAGACAAAAACAUACCAUCACCAUCUCCUUGGGACAGAACCCGCAGUUGAGUGUCCUCGACCACAAGGCGCGCAUCGAGCAUCUGCUACUCGAUUAUCAGACGGAAUUCGAUAUCAAGCAGCGCAUCUGGAGCAUUGUCGACGAUCGCAACAGUGCGAUCAAUGUCAAGAUUGGGAAACUCAUGAGUCUGAGUGUGAAUGAGACGCUGACGGAACCGAUUGCCGAGUUGAUCUUGAGUGAUGUUCGAGGAAUGCAUUUGUGA